GUGUGAUUUUCUAUAAGACAGUAUAGGAAAAUUGCAUGUAUAACCUUCAAAAAAUUGAACAGCAUUUAUAUCCGACUGUUAAUGCGCGCGCACAAAAGAAUAGACAAGGGAGUCUAACCUGACAGAGUGAAAGAGCAUAUUCAGGCAUAUCAAAAGAGAAUUUUUUCAGUAGUCGACUGUACAUACAAUUAUUUAACUUAAAAUAAUGGAUUCGUAUGAAAGUGUUUUACUUGUCAAAUCUGAAGUUUUUGUGUUUAAAAUACCACCAAGAGCACCCAAUCGUGGUUAUCGAGCAGCAGAUUGGAAUUUACAAGAACCAUCAUGGACAGGAAGGAUGCGUCUUGUAUCUCAAAAUGACUCAAUAACGAUAAAAUUAGAAGAUAAAAUAACUGGUGAACUGUUCGCCAAAUGCCCAAUAGAUAAAUAUCCUGGAACAGCAGUGGAACCAGUGACUGAUUCAUCUAGAUAUUUUGUUAUAAAAGUCCAAGAUGAUGAUGGUAGAGCAGCUUUUCUUGGAGUUGGCUUUUUGGAUAGAUCCGAUAGUUUUGAUCUAAAUGUGGCUCUUCAGGAUCAUUUCAAAUGGUUAAAAAACCGUGAUGAAAUUGAGAAAGAAAAAGAGCAGCCUAAACCAGAACUUGACUUGAGGUUUAAAGAAGGAGAAACGAUUAAAAUAAACAUGAAAAUCACUAAAAAAGAUGGAAGUGAACAAGCUUCAAAAGCUAAACAGCGUGGUCAAGUAAAUUUAGGUCUUCCACCACCUCCAGGAGGAAUUAAAAUUGCUCCACCUCCACCAAAAACACCAACAUCAUCACCCGCACAUAAGCCAGCCCCAAAUGCUCAGCAAUUGUCUGGUUCUGAAUGGGGGGAAUUUGCAAGUGCAUCCCAAACGCAACAACAACCAUCGCCAGCAGCAUCGCCGAACUCAACUAAUGCCAGUUGGGUACAAUUUUAAUAAUAAAAAUAUACUUCAUGGUUGAUAUCAAGGUGAAGAAAUUAUCCAAAGUGAGCAGAUGCAAAUGUGUUUGCAGAAAAGUAAGACUCCUAUAUGUAUAUGUUUGUUAGAUUAUGUAAAUAGUUGCAAAAAUAUUCGAUAUAUUUGUAUUAGAAUGAGUACAGCAAAAAAAGCUUCUUCAGAAUAAUAACGUUAAUAAUUAUUUUUAUAUUCAUUAUUAGUGUUAUUAUUAUUAUAUAAUAUAUUAUAUAUAUAUAUAUAUAUAUAUAUAUAUAUAUUAUUAACAACAGUAAUUAUAAUGACUGUUUACGUCCGCAUAAUGCAUUUUAAACGAAAUUAAGGUAUUACUAGUUAUAAUUAUGAAGUUGAUUUUUUACUGAGAAUUAAUAAGAGUACACGAGAUGUAGAUGUUUUUUUUUUUUUCAAUUAAUUUAUGUACUCUUUUCCCUUUUAUCAAUAGCUGCUGUACUCAUUUUAUCUAUAAUCAUUUGAAUUUGAUUUCUUGGCUAUAUUAUCUACAAUUAAUAUGGGUACAUUCUUGUGAAAAUCGAAACGAAAAAAAGAAAGUAUAUUUUAUUAUUAAAAUAGAAUUUUAACCGUAUAAUAAAAUUCUAAUUAACGAAUAUUCUUAUAAUUUUAAUGAAACAUUUAUUCAGCAUGUGAUGAAUAUUGUUAUAUAAUUUAUUAUGAUUUUAAAAAUUCGUUACUGCCUUGAGAAAACUUCAAUGAAAGAUAUAUUAAGGCCUCAGUUGCCUUUGGCAUCUGUACAUAAGUAGAUAAUUUAGAAGCAAUAUUUUAUCUUCUUGUUAAAGCCUAAUUAAAAACUAAAGAUUUUGA
This is a messenger RNA of Chelonus insularis, 1789 nucleotides long. RefSeq names its product NECAP-like protein CG9132. The transcript has 4 exons. The record is from RefSeq and is a predicted model, not a curated record. Gene Ontology annotation, biological process: endocytosis. Gene Ontology annotation, cellular component: membrane; clathrin vesicle coat. Lineage: Eukaryota; Metazoa; Arthropoda; Insecta; Hymenoptera; Braconidae. The coding region runs from base 206 to 952 and encodes 248 amino acids.